Phaedon cochleariae (mustard beetle) is the source of this 2957-nucleotide messenger RNA. The record is from the annotation of a GenBank genome assembly. NCBI's taxonomy places the organism in Eukaryota, Metazoa, Arthropoda, Insecta, Coleoptera, Chrysomelidae.
AGCCACGAUGGGGGUAGCCCAGCUAGCGGUACGGUACCAUUGGUACCAUAGCUUAUCGCCUCGCAGGCUAAAGGUCCCAUGCACCGCGAUGGACGAUGUUAUGUUAGUCUAGCACCACUUUCGCUAUGGCUAGGAGCAACGCACCACCUACGGUACCUACGGUAGAUGGAGAACUGAUUAGCCAUUAGCGAAAUCUCGUUUUACCUGUUGCUUCUCAGGUUAUAUUUAGAAACAACCCCGACUAGGCUGGUCAAGUUCUCUCUAUCACGUGCUUCUGUUGGGCAUUGCACUCAGUUUUCGAACUAUGAUCCUACCUGUGCGCGGUUUUUGCUUACCGAUGUUGAUUUUUUCCGCGAGCGCGAACUUUGACUUGUUGAUGCCUACUGUUAGUUUAUUUGUUGGUUCUACUUCUAGUUCGAGACUGAUUGUCGCGAUGUAUUCAUGAGUGAAAAGUGGAAGUUUUUUGCUUCAUUGAAAAGGAGAAAAUGUUGGAGCCGCAUCAGUUGAUCUCUCCGGCGCAUCGGAACAAAUCUGGGACUAUUUCGUGUAUUCCCAUGCAUUUGAAUAUCAGUUUUUCGGCGCAUGGGUUCUUUCCUAGGAGGUUGAGGCGAUGGGGUUCGACUGGAUCUUGGAGUCCGAUCGGCACUUCCGACGCCCUCGACCAGUCGCUCGCAGGCGGCGUCGAUAUGCGCACGAGCGUCGUUCGCGUCGCCGAGGACUACACCAAGCGGAAGAACGUGCUGCGCGUGUCAGCCGUGAAGCCUUGCAGGUCCGAGUUCCUGCUGCAGGCCGAGACGACCGAGGAGUUCGCCGAUUGGGUGAAGACGUUGCAGGUGCAGGUGGCGGCAAGCACGGAAGCGGAGUUGGAACCUUCGCAUAACAAGCAGCAAGCCGUCCCCCAACUGGUCCCGGCCUCCACCACCUUCCAAGUGCAAGGCAGCCACCUCUCGCCGCAGCUGAACAAACCGAAAACCCCCACUUCCCGAAACCGCUCCCCCACCGGCCAAUCGCCGGUUAGCAAAACCAGGAAACCCUCUCACAUGCCGGAACCAACCGCCACUAGUCCCAAAUCGAAAACAUGGCGCGGUCGUAUGGUGAAGCAGCUGAAGAGGUUCAACCAGGGGGCCAAUAGCCCCAGUUCGCCCACAGCACCAGAAGGUUCCACUUUCGGGGUUCCAAUAGAUGAGUGCCUGCCCUCGGCGAGUAACCCUUACUUGCCGAGGUUCGUGGAGGUUUGUACGGAGAUUAUUGACGAAAGGGGGUUGCAAACCAUCGGUAUCUACCGGGUUCCCGGUAACAAUGCUUCGAUAACCGCCCUAACCGAAGAGGUCAACAAGAACUACGAAGACGUACCCCUGGAAGACCCCAGAUGGAACGACUUGCACGUCGUCGGCAGUCUUCUGAAGUCCUACUUCCGGAAAAUGCCGGACUCUCUCAUCACCGUCCACCUCUAUCCCAGUUUCAUCAAGGCGGACAAGAUCGAGAACCCCAAAGAAAGAAUGGAGCAGCUGCGAAGGUUGGUAAGGGGGUUACCGAAGCACAACUACCACACGCUGAAGCACAUCAUCUUGCAUUUGAAGAGGGUGUCUGACAACUGCCAGGUCAACAAGAUGGAAGCGAAGAAUCUAGCUAUUGUUUUUGGACCUACCAUAGUUAGGCCUGAGGGAGAGACGAUGGAGAGUAUGGUUAGCCAUAUGACGAAUCAGUGCAAGAUAGUGGAGACAUUGGUCACGCAUGCUGACUGGUUUUUCCCCGAAAAUGGAAACGAAGAAAACCUUCCUGUGCCCAUCGGUUUACCAGAUAGCAACGAAGAUUUAGAUUACGGAAACAAUCAAGCCUUGUUGCUGCAUAAUAUUAGCAAGUACGAAGCUUUAAAGGAUUCGAAAGAGAAAAAUGGUGCUCUGUUUUCUUCGAUAAUUUCGGCGGCACAAAGGAAAGUGAAAAGGAAACCUAACAAGGGAAACGCUCUGCAGGACUGCAAGGAAGAGCCAGUUUCGCCAACCAACAUCAAAAUUUUCCCAGCCCAGUCGUUUUCACCUACAGAUCUCAAAGAGUGUUCCAGUCCAGAUUGCAAAAUGCGAGAAGAAAUCCCCACGACGGUCAUGGACAUAGAAAAGAAAAACAAAUCUUCCGAGAAGGUGCCUUGGUUCAAGUACGAAACAGACAAAGACGAUUUCCGAAGAAGGAUAGAAAACUUCAAACAGGAAACAGAAGCUAUGCUCCAGCUUCCGAGGAAAACAGAGAUAUCCGUUAUGAAUAUAGACACUCAGACGAUGUCCCACCUGAGCUGUUCGGCGUCCAACGUCAACCAAAAUGGCCGACUCUCCCUGCAAUCCAAAGACCUGCACCACCUUACCAAAACCCACAGCGCUUCCAACGUCUUCGCGCACACAACCAACAGGAACAGCUUGAAUUCGCUGGACAACAGUGAUUUUUCAGUGCGAGACAACAGUGAUUUUUCAGUGCAAUACAGUGCGAACGGCGGUGAUUUUGUGACGAACGGUGAUGCGAACAGGAAUGUGAACGUGGAGGGUAGUGGUGGUGAUAGGAUUGUGAUGAGGGUGAGCAACAGGAGGGGUGGUGUAGUGGGGGCGAGUGAUGCCGGAAAGAUGGAUGUUUCCAAUGGGAAUUUGAAGAAGGUCAAAUACGAGACUGAGAAUGAUUGCCUAAGGACAGAAUCAUUAGAACCUUUGAAUAAGCUGACAAAUGAUGAUGAUUCCUUGCUGAGCACCAUGACCAAGCUCUUGGACCAGAAGCUAAAAGAAGACCACGCCCUACCUUUUAUCACCGUAUCAGAAGACAUCCCCUUCGUGGAUGACUCCCCGGAAAAACCCCAAAAAAAGUCCUACCCGGACAAGGAAAACGUACCGCAGGCUAGUGAUUUGUACAGAAACCCCAGUUUACACAAGUUCGGCAACUCCAAGGCGCUGAAGAAAAUAGAAAAAGAACUGGAAGAC